Molecule: messenger RNA, 4463 nt
Organism: Saprolegnia diclina VS20
Lineage: Eukaryota; Oomycota; Saprolegniomycetes; Saprolegniales; Saprolegniaceae
Exons: 7
Coding region: 31-4362 (1443 amino acids)
Molecular function (GO): protein binding
Source: RefSeq, a predicted model, not a curated record
CCACGCCAAGAUUGUGUCGAAGCGUCGCGGAUGUCGGAGCUGCUCCUGCGCUGGCUCAACGACGAGGUCCAGCUCUCGGUGGUCGUGACCGAGUUUGAGGCGACGUUCGCGAGCGGGUACCUCCUUGGCGAAGUGCUCUUCAAGGCCAACCAGCAGCACAACUUUGGCGACUUUGUCUCGAGCGACUCGGCCGAUGCAAAGAUUGUCAACUUCUGCCUCCUCGAGCCCUCGAUGCGGGCGCUGGGCAUUCGCAUGGACCCGGUCAUUGCCACGAGCGUCAUGAACGAAGCGAGCGGCGCGGCCACCAAGCUCCUCUACCAGCUCAAGACGGCGAUCGCUCGCGCACAUCGGUCCGGCACCGUGUCGUGCCGGCCCUAUGCACCUGGCGGCGUUUUGCCCAUCCACAACGUGCCAGGUCGGCUGCCCAAGACGGUCUUUGACCCGAUCAAGCACGAGUCGUUCGAGCACGCGAUCCGACUCCACGUCAAAGCGCAAGACGAGCUCAAGCGCGAAAAGUACCUCGGACCGCGCACGUACAAGGUGGCGGCGGCAGCGCAGCUAACGCUCGACCGAGUGGCGCAAAAGGCGGCGUACCACGAACACCUCGAGGCGACACGGCAGCAGCGCCUCCACUUGACCAAGAUCCAGCGCGAAUUCACUCAAAUCACGACCGAGGGCGAGACCGAAGCCUGGGCGGCCGCGACAGCCAAGAAGCGGGAGCGCGAGCGCCGGAAAGCCCGCUACAAAAAGCUGGUGGCGACACGCGCCGCAGAGCGCCAGGCCACGGCGCUGGCGACGGCCAAGGACCAAGUGACCAACGGCAUCGCCACGUUCGAAGCCACGCUCACCGAGACGAAGACGCUCAAGCCGUCCAAAGGCCUCCAGCUCCCGACACAGCUCUCGAUCGGGUACGGCAUACGGUCGCUCCGCACGACCUUCAAGAACGUCGACGUGACGGUGCCAACGUCACCGACGCCGAUGCCGAGUGUCGGCGCCAAGCGCCGGCAGCGCGAACUCCGCGGCGACAUCCAGCGCAAGCGCCGCGCGCGGUUUCUGAAAGCGUGCGAUAACCACCAGCGCGCCCGCAACGACGACGUGGUCCAAGCGGCGCUCGAAGCCACCUUGCUCCGGGCGACCACCACCGAGGUACACCUCGAGACGAAGGAAGCCAACGUUGUCGCCUACAUGGACAUCGUCACCGAGAACCGGGCACGCCGGAACGCGCAGUAUGCCCAGCGCGCCGAGACGGAUGUCGUCGAGUCGGCCCGGCGCGACGCGACAGCGUAUGGGAUGCUGCACCACCGGUUCACGGACGCUGUCCAGGCGCAGUGCGAGCGCGCAGAGCGCUUGACGACCGCCAUGGCGGCGGCGGCGGCCGAGACCAACAUCGCUAUCGCCCACCACGUGCUUGACCGCGUCGUCGACUUGGCGCUGGCCACGGCCACGUACCGUGAGACUUCGACGUGGAUCUUGCCGUCGGACGUGUUUGUCCCGCCGCCGACGUGGCAAGAGAUGCUCGCGUUUGGUGUCCACGCCCCAGACGAGCUGUUUGCCGCGGGUUUUGCGUCAAGCGACGCAGAGAGCGUGUUGAACGCAUGCGAGAUCGAGCGUCACGUGACGAGCACGCGUCACGCAUUGGUGACCGAGUCGCGUCUCGAGAGCGAUGCCACCUUGCCGGCACCGUCGUUUGUUUACGGCAAGCUGCCACGCGAGCACGUGCUGGGCGAGGUUGUGGCCGCUUGCCGCGCUCGCACCACAUCGCCGACGCUGGCGCCACCACGCGUGCCCUUCCCAGCGUUCGCGCUCAAGCUCGCGCUGCUCGGGAAGCCGUUCGCGGGGCGCAAGACGUGUGCGGCGCUGCUUGCGACGCAGUACAACCUCGCGCCGGUCUCGGUGCACGCGCUCUUGGAAACUGCCAUGGCCACCAAGUCGGACGUCGGCGUCGUCGCAAAGGACCUCCUCUCCGCCGGCCAGUCGAUUCCAAAUGCACUGUACUUGACGCUCCUCGAGCGAGCAAUCCGAAGCAUCGACCCGAGUGAGAAGCGCGGCUGGAUCCUCACCGACUUUGUCGCGAGCCUCGAUGAAGCCAUGGACCUGGAGCGGGUGCUCAGCGGCCACGUGCCCGCGCCGACGCCGACACCAACCCGCAGCGAUCAUCUCGCGGUACCGCUGCCACCGCCGGCGCUCCCUUUGAACCACUACCUCGGCAAGUCGGGGCUCGACUUGGUCUUCCGGCUCGAAGUCGACCGCACCAAAGUGUUUCGUCAUUGCCUCGGCAAGCUCAUGGACCCGGUGACGGGCGCGCGCUUCCAUAUGCAAGACGCGCCGCCGACCGAGGCCGAUGCGCGCAGCCGCCUCUGCCCGUGGCGGGACCCGACGAUCGCAACCGAAGCGCUCUCGCUCUUCUCGCACGCGUACGACGUGGCGAUGCCUUCGCUUCUUGCGUGGUUUGCACCGUACGGCACCCUGCGCACGGUCUCCGGAGACGACCUCGUCGGGGCGAUGAGCGACUACAUCGAUGCGUUUUUGCAUGGAGCUGCCGCGACCGAGAGCGCCAACUGCCUUGAGAUGGAAGCACGAGCCAACGACGCAAUGGCCGCAGAAGAGGGGCGGCAAGGGGCCGUCGCGCGGCACGACGAGACUCUGCGCCUUGCUCUCGAGAGCGAAGCGGCCGCCGCCCAGACGCUCCGGGCCGGCGAAGACGCCAAGCUCAAGAAGGACGAGCUCGUGGCCCUUCGAGUGGGCGUCGAGGCCGCGCACCAAAGCGUCUUGGAGGCGACGCAAGCCGCCCAUGCGUUUCUCCUUGCGGACCGCCACGGCGACAGUGCCAACCUCCCACUGCAUUUCAGCGUCGUGCCCGAGGUCGAUCUCGCGGCCUUGGGCUGCGGCGUCUGGGAGGCUUCGGACUCUCAGUACAAGCGGACGCUCGAGCACGGCUUCUCGAUGCUGCGUGCGUACCGCAGCCGCGUCGAGGCGCACGCUGUCAACGUCCUCUCCGAGAUGACGGCGUUUGCCCGCCGGCCCGAUGCCAAGCAGGGCAUGCUGGACGCGUUCCAGUAUGACUUCAACAACAGCGUGCUCGACGAUAUGCGCUUUGACGCCAGCACGAAAGCCGAGCUGCACGUCCGCGUCGAUACGCUGCUCGACCAGCUCGGUGCCGUGCUCGAUGCAAAGGGCGCGGAAGCCUUGGCUUUACUCGAGACGCUGUUGCGCGACCAGUGGAAGGAAGAUGCGCUCACGUCCAUUCAGCUCGUCGGCACGAUGCUCUUCCAAGCUGAAGUCGACCUCUUCCACGCGAGCGUCACCGUCAUCACCGACGCUGUUGCCGGGUUCGAAGUCGGGUUGGUCAAGUCCCUGGAUGACGGCAAGAUUCCGCUGUUGCCGCUUGGGAAAGACCCGGCUGAGGACGAGAAGGAGGCGGUAGUUGCCCCCACCAAGGCGUCGGCCGCCGCGAAGAAGAAGGUGGUCGUCGAAGCCGAAGUCGUGCCCCUCACACCGGCGCAAGAAGUCGCUGCCGCGUUCCAGAAGGCCAAGGACACACUCGCUAUCGUUGCGUCCAAGGCGCUCAAGCUACCGAACGUGCCAGGCACCGCGACACCGAGCGGCGCAUCGACAGCGCCGCCGCCGACCACCAAGAAGGAAAAAGAGGCGGGCACGGCCACGCCCGUGGCCAAGAAGGACACGAUUGCGUCGUCGAAUGCGAUUGCAGGCGUCGGGUUCGAGUACGACUACGUACUGAGUCGACUCGCAGCGCUUCAAGACCGGGUGCUCGACACCAUGGGCUACGUCGACCUCGUGCUGACGUCGCUCGAGACGGACCUGCGCGCCUUUGUCUCGUCCCGCCUCGGCUACGAGAAGGACGCGAUGCUCUCGCUCGUCAAGUGCAUUCGAGAUGCGAUCGAGCACGAUGAGAGCUUGCCGUUCCGGCUCCUCCUCGAGCCGCGGCCAACGGCGCGCACGCCGCCGCUGCGCCAAGAGGUACUUGACGUCCAAGCUCGCAUUGACAGCAGUGUCCGAGUGAUUGCCAAGCCCAGCGUGCCUCUGUACCCGUCCGUUGAGCACUGGGACGACAUGUACCUCAACACGCGGCAGCUCAACGGCGUCAUGGCCAUGCUGCGCGAGCUCGCGACGGCGACGCUCGGUCACAGCGUCGAGUUCGUGCCCCGAGCGACGUUAAACGAAGGGUUUGCGCGCCUCGCAAGUCGCCCGACGACGACGCUGCCCCGUGCGUGGCGCCGUCGCCUCAGCAAGCUCGGCGCGUACUUCGACACCAAGCACAGUGGUCUUGUCAAGGCCUUCCCCGAUGUCGCCAAAGUGCUUCAAGCCAAGCACCGCGUCGACGAGAUGGUGCUCCACUUGUAAAAACAAAUGAACAAUCCAUUGCACGCCGGGGCUCGAAGCGACGACCUCGUCGGGUCCGAGGGCGAGUAGCCAGACUCCAGACUCGGCCACCAAGACAAGUU